GAAACAUUUACUAUAAGGGUGUAGAAACCUCUCUCUAGUAGACGUGUUUUUAAAUACCGUAAGACUGACGACAAUAUGUUAUGGGCAAAACGGAACGGAUCAUAUCUGCUUGCGAUGAGUUUAGGCUUUUACAAAUGGUGUAAGAGUCAUACACUAGACGUGGACUUGAGCGGCUAAAAAUGGUAUUGGAACCAAACACUAGACAUGUGUUUGGGCCGUUACAAAUGGUAUGACACUGGACAGAGUAGAGACAGACAUUGGACGUGGGUUUGGGUUGUUACAAAUGGUUUGACACUGAACGGUGUAGAGCCAUACACUGGAUGUGGGCUUGGGUGGUUACAAAUAAUAGAGCUAGACAGUGGACGUGGGCUUGGGCUGUUACAAAUGAUUUGACACUAAACGAUGUAGAGAUAGACACUAGAUGUUGGUUUGGGUUGUUACAAAUAGUUUGAUACCCGAAGGUGUAGAGCUAUACAGUGGAUAUGGGCUUAGGCGGUAACAAAUAAUAGGGCUAGACACUGGACGUGGGCUUGAGCUGUUACGAAUGAUUUGACACUGGACAGUGUACAAGCACACAUUGAAUGUGGGUUUGGGCUGUUACAAAUGAUAUGAUACUGAACGGUGUAGAGGCAGACAUUGGAUGUGGGUUUGGGUUGUUACAAAUAGUUUGAUAUUGGACGGUGUAGAGCUAUGCAGUGCAUGUGGGCUUAGGCGGUAACAAAUAAUAGGGCUAGACACUGGACGUGAGCUUGAGCUGCUACGAAUGAUUUGACACUGGACGGUGUACAAGCAGACAUUGAAUGUGGGUUUGAGCUGUUACAAAUGGUAUAAGAGCCCGACACUGGAUGGUGUAGACCCGGGACUAUUUAUUUAAAAAUGUGGAAGGAAAAUGAAAAGAAGCAUUAAAAAUCAUAACUUUGGGGUAUGUGGAUGUCUUUUUGGUGGAGGAAUGCUUGUCACCUACUCAUUUCUCUCCACUUUUCAACUCCCUCAAUCCCUUCCUUCACUUCUCCACCUUCCUAGACAGAGAAAAAAACAGAGCUUUUUCUUCUUCUUCUUCUUCUUCUUCCUCCUCUGUUUCUGUAACAGAGCAACAAUGGCGGAGAGCCAUAAAUGCAAGCUCUGCUCUCGAAGCUUCGUCAAUGGCAGAGCAUUAGGCGGCCAUAUGAAAGCCCAUUUAGCCACUUUCUCCAUUGAACAUGAAAAUCCCAUCAAAACCCUCAGAUCACCAGAUCAAGAAAUGCUCUGGAUCUCCACCGCCCAAGACAGAGAGAGCGAAACCGAGUCAAAGAAUCCAACUCGGCGGCGCUCUAAACGAACUCGGAGAUUCAAGUCCGAGUCACCGCCGUCGUCGGAGCCUGCGAGUUCCAUCUCCGACACCUCGCCGGAGGAAGACGUCGCCAUCUGUCUCGUAAUGCUCUCGAUGGAACAGGGGAAGGAACAGAGUCGGACGCCGGUGACGGUGGGGAAAAGUUUCCGAUGUGGGAAAUGCCGGAAAUCUUUCCGAUCGAACAGGGCACUGUUUGGGCACAGAAAAGUUUGCAGAAAUGAAGGGGAAGAAGAUGGGAUUAAUGGAGGUGAGUGGAAGAUCUUUAAAUGUUGUUAUUGUUGUAAAGUGUUUGGGUCUGGACAAGCUUUAGGGGGACAUAAAAGAUCCCAUUUACAGGGUUCGAUCAGAGCCGCCAUUGAUGGGAGUUCUAGGAAGCUUGAGAUCGGUUUGGAUCUCAAUUUGCCAGCUCCACUGGAAGAAGAUGAUUACAGUGUAGUUUCUUUUGUAUGAUCAUUUAUAAUAUUUUUCUUUUAAAAAUACUAUUUGAUUCAUACGAGAUAUUUUGUUCUUUUAUUUUCAACAUUUGUUUAGUUCAAUCUCUAUUUUCAUCCUGCUUGUAAUAUUCUUGUUCAAAAGAUUUAUUGAAUGUGUUU
Cucurbita moschata (crookneck pumpkin) is the source of this 1923-nucleotide messenger RNA. Its product is annotated as zinc finger protein ZAT9-like. Gene Ontology annotation, biological process: regulation of DNA-templated transcription. Lineage: Eukaryota; Viridiplantae; Streptophyta; Magnoliopsida; Cucurbitales; Cucurbitaceae. The record is from RefSeq and is a predicted model, not a curated record. The transcript has a single exon. The coding region runs from base 890 to 1780 and encodes 296 amino acids.